Molecule: messenger RNA, 615 nt
Organism: Plasmodium cynomolgi strain B
Lineage: Eukaryota; Apicomplexa; Aconoidasida; Haemosporida; Plasmodiidae
Exons: 1
Source: RefSeq, a predicted model, not a curated record
AUAGAUUUUUGUAGCGAAAAGAAUGGUUAUAUAAGUAAUAUACAAACAUUAGAACAAUGUAAAACAGAAUCAUCAGGUAAAGAUAAAGAACCUUGCAACACAAGAUGUUCACAAUAUGAAAAAUGGUUAACCGAACAGAAAACGCAUUUUCUUAAAGAGGAAACAAAAAAUAAAUAUAUGAAUUUAAUGACAUCUGACAAAAUUAAUUUUACAAACAAAUGUGAUAUGACCGAAAAGGUAUCUUUUGAAAAUAACAUCGAUUAUUGUGUUAAUGUUAAGGAAAAAGAACCUCCUCCAAAAGUUAUACAUAAUUCAGAUUGUUGCGCAACAGAUCAGGGAUAUACUCAACAAAUUACAUCCUAUGAACAAAUUACAUAUUACAAUUCUCAUACAAAAUAUGCAGCUGGAUUAAGCAUUUUAAAUUAUGCUAUUCUCGAAGAAAUUGCUCCAGAUGAUAAUGCGAUUUAUGAGUUUCGUUCCGUUAGAAAGCCUUACGAUGCACAUAUAAAAUAUGAAUAUAAAAUCGAUGAAGAACCCACGAAUAUUCAAACUUAUCAGGACACUCAGCAUCCCUCUAUUUCUGAAGUUUCCAAUACAGAAAUUGCUCAAAUAUAA